Molecule: messenger RNA, 2658 nt
Organism: Vanrija pseudolonga
Lineage: Eukaryota; Fungi; Basidiomycota; Tremellomycetes; Trichosporonales; Trichosporonaceae
Product: putative transcriptional regulatory protein
Exons: 9
Coding region: 146-2347 (733 amino acids)
Biological process (GO): regulation of DNA-templated transcription; DNA-templated transcription
Molecular function (GO): DNA-binding transcription factor activity, RNA polymerase II-specific; zinc ion binding; DNA binding
Source: RefSeq, a predicted model, not a curated record
UCUUCAUCGACAACGACGCUGACGUCGUCUGGGACACAUAAGCGACGGCGAUAGCAAGAUAGAUAUACAGCGGCGAGAAGACCGAUCAACGCACGCCCAACUCGAUCUCCGCAACACCCUACUCCACCCUCCCCCCGUCCGCACCAUGGACUCGGAUGCCCCCUCGUCCACCGGCUCCCAGGGCCCGUCCAAACCCAAGGUCAAUUGGAAGAACGGCCCACCAAGCUGCAAGGAGUGUGUGCGACUCAAGCUCAAGUGUUCGCGCUCAUGGCCGUGCACCAGCUGUGUGCGCCGAGGAUGUGAGAAGAUCUGCCCCCUGGGCACGCUUCCUGGGCGCCAACCAAAGGCACAGGCGACGAUCCUCCAGCUGCAGAAGGAAAACCGCGAGCUCAAGGCCCGCGUCGCGCGACUCGAGGGCAAACCCCUCAGCGCUAUCGAGAUGAGCGAGCAGACGAGCCCCUCAUCGGAUCGGCUUGACUCGGAAGCCGGCCCAUCGCGCGCUAGCCUCCAAUCCGGCGGUAUCGGAGAGUACACUCCAUUUUCGGCAGUCUCCCCAGAGCCCGAUCACGCUCCGCCCAACCUCGAUGCCCGCGACGACACCAUGCUCGAUACUACCGCCGUCCCAACGGCGGGCAUCAUGGAGUCGGGCAGGGACGGCACAAAGUACCUCGGCCGUGGCGCUGGCACCCUGUUUGUCAUUGAGGACGAUGAGCCAACACCAUCUUCGCUCGUGUUCCCGUUCAUGUCAUCUGACCGCGCGGCGCUGGCCAAUGUGCAUGAGCUGUUUCCUACGGUCGAUGAAGCGUACAGGUUACUCGAUGUUUAUGAACGCGAGGUCGAGUGGAUGUACCGGCCACUGGACCGCCUCGCUGUGCGCGAAGCGCUCCAGUCAAUCUACAGCGGCGGAUCGAUCAGCGAGCGUAUCCACCAUGUCCCACCACACCGCCUGGCGACCGUCUUGAUGGUGUUCGCCCUGGCGAUCACCUUCACAAACGGGCCAAUGUCCCAGUCAAUGCCGUUCUUCAACGCCGCUUCGGCGCUGCUCUGCGUGCCCGAACGUCAUUUCAUGGUACGCCAUACCCUCUCCUCGGUCGAGACGCUUCACAUGAUGGUCUCGUACCUCUUGACACUCGGCAACGCACUCUCGGCGAAGGCCGCGUGGCCGCUCAUCGGCCUGUGCGUGCGCAUCGCCUGUGCCAUCGGCCUGCAUCGCGACCCGUCGUCGUGGGGCCUGUCGCCCAAGCAGGAGGAGGAUCGCGCACGUCUGUGGUGGGAGUGCGUCACGUACGACAUGUUCCUCGGCCUCAACUAUGGCCGCCCGUACGCCACCCCCGCUCAGCUCAUCAACGUGUCUCCGCCUCCGUAUCCCGCCGAUGGCGGAGUCACACCAUCAGACUCGGUUUUCCACGCCUUCAAGUACAGACUCGCCCAGUCGUUCUUCCGCAUCGCCGACUACCUCGGCAGCCCAGAAUUGCCCGACUACUCGGUGGUGGUGACGCUCGACUCUGAGCUCCGUCGAGUGGAGGCACAGGCACCAAACUGGCUCAAGUGGUCUGACUUUUACGACCCGGCAACGAUGAAGUUGUCACCGACGUAUAUCACGCAGCAGCACUCGGCCACCAUGUUUUAUCACAAGGGCCUGCUCGUGCUCCACCGCCCAUGGUUCUUCAAGGCUGUCCAGAGCGGGUCCGAGCCACUGCUGGGCUCGUACGCGGCGUCGUUCACCACGUGUGUAACAUCAGCUCGCAAGCACACUCGCCUAAUGGCCUCGCUGCUUCGCUGCUGCCCACAGGCAGCGUACGGCUGGUGGUACUUUAUCUUCCACGCCUUCACGGCCGCCAUCAUCCAGUACACUGUCCUCCGCCGCGUGCCGCAAAGCAUGAUGGCCGACGAAGUGCGCGCCGACUUUGACGCGUCGUUUGACAUCAUCAAGCAAAUGUCAGAGCACUCUGGCACGGCUCGGCGAGCGCUCCCCGUGCUCGCUCGCCUCCACGACAGGCUUAAGGACUCGUCGAAUCCCACUCCCACGUCGACGUCUGGGGGCGACAUUGGGGACCGUGCGCUGUAUGAGAUGUUCUUGGGCUCAGCGGCCCCCAACCCCGCCCCGGACAUGAGCCAGGAGCUCUCGUGGGGCCAGCAGAUGGACCCGAAUGGCGUUUCCAUGUACAACCCACCCGCCCCGGGCUACGACACUACGAGCAUGAUGCUUGGGUUUGAACAGCCAGCAAUCCAGCCUACCAACCAGGACCAGAUGUCUAUUACAGACCCACUGAUUCAGACUUUGCUGUACUGGAACGCCAUUGCGAACCCAGAGGCUCCGCAGGGUAUCCCUGUGCCCCAGGUGUAAGGCGCAUGAGCUCGGCGUGAGCUCGGUGGCGAGUUCGGUGGCUCGGGCGACAGGGUCCGAGUGGUGAGGAACGGUGACGGCCUGGUGAGGCACUUCCGGCACGGGUCGGCACGCGCGGAUGGCAUCACCAAAUGACUCAGUGACAGCCGCACAUGGAGAAGUGGAAAACUCGAAUGCGAGACUCGUGGCGUGAUUCGUCAAGACGUCCGACUAGACUACCUUGUACUGUCCGAGAGAUGUUGUACUGCCCGGUGCCUGCAGCAGCUGAGUAACUCUUGUGUUCCUUGUAAGGGCAUGGAAGGUCGACUUUG